AUGUCCAUCGCUCUCGUCACUGGAGGUAACACCGGCAUUGGUGAGGCUGUCGUUCAACAGCUCGCCAGAAUCCCGGGCUUUCAUGUUAUCAUAGGAUCUCGCAAUCUCGAGUAUGGCUCUAGGCUCGCCGAAUCUCUCAAAACCGAGAACUGCUCAGUUUCUUCUAUUCAGCUCGAUAUUACCUCUGACGAAUCGAUCUUCAAGGCCAUCGAGUCCAUUCAGAAGACUCACGGAAAACUUGAUGUCCUCAUCAAUAAUGCAGGCAUUUUGAUCGAUACAUACCCCGAUUCGUUUAGCUCCACUCGAGAUCUUUUCAGAAAGACCUAUGAAACCAACGUCUUCGGAACAGCCGUUCUAAGUGAAGCAGCUCUUCCUCUCUUACGCAAAUCUGAGUACCCGCGCAUCAUCUUCGUGUCGUCCCAGAUGGGUUCUCUGGAGUCGACUUUGGACGAGAGUAUGCCCUUCUACAACGUCGACUACAAAGCAUACGAUGGCAGCAAGGCAGCUGUCAACAUCUUGGCUGCCAACUAUGCCCGUAUUCUCAAGGAUGUUGGCGGGGCUUCAAAUGCUGUUUGCCCCGGCUUGGUCAGAACGAAACUAACUGGAUGGAUGGACGCCGGAGCACCGACUUCUGUUGGUGCGGAAAGAAUUGUGGAGUUGGCAAUUGCAAGUCCGGGUGGACCGACUGGCACGUUCUCUAACAGGGAGGGUCCGCUCGCGUGGUAG
Molecule: messenger RNA, 726 nt
Organism: Colletotrichum abscissum
Lineage: Eukaryota; Fungi; Ascomycota; Sordariomycetes; Glomerellales; Glomerellaceae
Product: short-chain dehydrogenase
Exons: 1
Coding region: 1-726 (241 amino acids)
Molecular function (GO): oxidoreductase activity
Source: RefSeq, a predicted model, not a curated record